AUGCAUGACAAUGACAUUGUGGGCAGCACUUUGACAUUCUGCUGUGAGUUUCUGAAACCAGAAAGAAAAAAGAUUAUAGACUUCAAGAUCCACUGUGUUUUUAGCACUAAAUUGGCAACAGAGUGUCAGAGCGCUGGUCACCCUGGUGUUUUGGUGCCUUUCAAGUGUGACUUGAGCAAAGAGGAGGAGAUUCUGUCCAUGUGUGCAGCGAUCAAAGAGCAGCACAAAGGUGUGGAUGUGUGCAUCAACAACGCUGGUCUGGGUCACCCAGAACCACUGCUAAACGGCAAAACCAGCAGCUGGAAGAACAUCAUUAAUGUAAGUUAGAAAAAAAUUAAUCUUGCAUUGAUCUGCAGUUUUGUUUGAAAGAAGUGUUCACAGGAGUGGUUUCCAAGAAAAACAUUGAAGUGAAAUUUAAUAUCCUGUUGCAGUUUGUGUGGACAUCAUGUCUUUGAUUUUGCUGAUCUACAUUUCUACACCGCCACCAAGUAUGCUGUAACUGCUCUGACUGAGGGCCUGAGACAGGAACUGCGCGCUGAAAAGAGUCAUAUCCGAGCCACAAGCAUUUCUCCUGGUUUAGUGGCGACAGAGUUUGUAUCACGGGCCCACAAUUCUGAUGACGUGGCUGGCAUAUAUGCCUCAUUUAAGGCUCUGCAAGCAGAAGAUCUUGCCAGUGCUGUCACGUACAUCCUCAGUGCCCCUCCUCAUGUUCAGGUUUGUGAUUUUUCUCUUUAUUUUCAGUCCUUUCUGUUUUGA
This is a messenger RNA of Neolamprologus brichardi, 756 nucleotides long. NCBI's taxonomy places the organism in Eukaryota, Metazoa, Chordata, Actinopteri, Cichliformes, Cichlidae. The record is from RefSeq and is a predicted model, not a curated record.